This is a messenger RNA of Cydia fagiglandana, 3342 nucleotides long. It is a transcript of the gene cts, whose product is annotated as putative metabolite transport protein HI_1104. The transcript is spliced from 9 exons. Lineage: Eukaryota; Metazoa; Arthropoda; Insecta; Lepidoptera; Tortricidae. Gene Ontology annotation, cellular component: membrane. The record is from RefSeq and is a predicted model, not a curated record. Bases 32 to 1573 code for a protein of 513 amino acids. Gene Ontology annotation, biological process: transmembrane transport. Gene Ontology annotation, molecular function: transmembrane transporter activity.
AUUUGUUUAAUUAUUUUGUUUCAGAUUGAAAAUGUUUCACGGCGGUAUUUGGGCGAAGCUCCGCCCGUUCUACAAGUGGUAUGUGCUGGGGCUGGUGUCCGUAGGCUACAUACUUGGAGAGCUCGGACAUUACCUUAUUGGAACCACAUCAAAAGUGACAGCAAACGACUUAUACUACGGCGACAAGGCGUGCAUGCUCAACACUACACACACUCACCUGACGUACGCGCAACUACCCGUCAUCUGCGAGAAAGUCAACUCCAGUGAAAUAUGCGAGUCCCUAACCCUGAACGGCACGAGGUACUGCGAAUGGGGCUACAACGGGCUGGGGAUAGACUACCAGGUGCUGGCGGGACCGGCGUUCAUGGCAGUCUUCACUGUGGUCGGCGUCAUCAUUGGAUUCAUCGCCGAUAAGUACAACCGCGCAAAAAUCCUCUCCUACUGCACUCUAGUCUUCGUCGUCGCCAUAAUCCUGAUGGGGGCCGUCAAGGAAUACUGGCACCUAGUAGUCCUCAGGAUGAUCAUGGCUGCCGGCGAAUCAGGAUGUAAUCCUCUAGCCACUGGCAUCCUGACUGAUAUGUUUCCGGAACACCAGAGGGCGCUGGUGCUGUCGAUCUUCAACUGGGGUAUCUAUGGGGGGUACGGUAUUGCUUUCCCUGUCGGGAGGUAUAUACCUGAGUUGAAUGCUUGGGGAUUGAGCUGGCGAGUAUGCUACUACGGCGCUGGCAUCGUCGGCAUCGUCCUCACGAUCCUCACCUUCAUGACUCUCCGUGAGCCGGAGCGCACCACCAUCGGGGAGGAGGGGGGGAAGGCGGAAAAUAUGGAGGCGGGGAAGAAACAGCCCCAGAUCACCAUAUGGCACGUUAUUACUCAGCCGAGGAUCAUAUUGCUGUGUAUUGCGGCUUCUAUCAGACAUUGCGGCGGUAUGUGCUUCGCAUACAACGCUGACUUGUACUACCGGGACUACUUCCCCGACGUGGACCUGGGCUGGUGGCUGUUCGCAGUCACCGUCGGCAUCGGUUCCGUGGGCGUUGUGGUUGGCGGCGUCGUGUCUGACAAAUUCGUGGCUAAACUGGGCGUCCGCUCACGUGUGCUCGUGCUGGCUCUAUCCCAGCUGAUUGCUACGUUACCCGCCUUCGGUUCGGUGGUCUUCGGCCCUCUGUGGGCCAUGAUCACCCUCGCUCUCUCUUACUUUUUUGCUGAGAUGUGGUUCGGGAUCGUCUUCGCGAUCCUCGUCGAGAUCGUGCCGCUCUCCGUCCGCUCCACCACCGUGGGCGUGUUCCUGUUCGUCAUGAACAACGUGGGGGGGAACCUUCCCAUCCUGGUGGACCCUGUCGCCAAGGCUAUUGGCUACAGAGAGGCUAUUAUGAUCUUCUACGCCGGGUUCUACGGAAUCAGCUGCAUCCUCUUCUUUCUGACUAUGUUCUUCAUGGACGGCCCAGUGAAGGCCCCGGAGCCCGCACAGCUCAGCCCGACAGCCAAACCCAUAGGAUUAGACAACAGAGCGUACAGCCACGACGAAUUACCCGCGCGUAACGGAACGCGCCACGCACACGAUUCUAGUAAAUUGUAGUUUAUCUGUGGUAACUCGAUGGUCAUGCUGUGGAUACGAUAAAGGACCUUGUAGUUUGUCUGUGGUCUCGAUGGUUAUCUAUGCCUCAAGUGUAUGCGGGAAAGAACCUUGUAUGCAUGAACUUAAGGUUCGAUUUUGUUGUAAAGGUAAUAUCAACUCAGAAGUAGCGAUUUUUAUAGGACUUGGCUAUGCCUGAAAUGGAUCGUACUAGGAAGUGCCUUAUGUGCCUGUACUUAAGAUAUAAUUUUGUCUGCUGUGUUACUUUAAGGUUGAUAUCAGUUUAGAAGAUGCUUUUGAGAGGCUGAUGAAUGAUGAUCCAAUUUGUUUACUAGUUUGGUUAAGUGGAAUCACAGUCGAAUACACGGAGAAUGUAUUUUGAAUCUCGUCAAUAUAACGAAUGUGUCAUGUAGUGACAACGAUAGCAUAAGAGAUGACUAGAAUCUCAAGAAUGUGUCAUUUUUCUCUUUCUACUACAUAAAUGCAUCCAAUAAUUGCCAACGUUUUAAAUAUAGUCUGGUAAACCAAUUUGUCAGUAACAAAAAGGCAUGAAAUUGGCUACUUUCCUACUAGUCAAAUCAGCUUCUUUUUUAGAACUGUCAAAACUAUUUGCUAAUAUGGAAUUUAUAUGAAAAUGAGUGAGUAAUGAGAGUGACGUCACGGUCAAUUCACUUACUUUUUAUAUUUCAAUCCGAUUCAUAAAAUAUAAAUUGUAUUUAAAAUAACUGUUAUCUAUGUUUUUCUAUUAAUUAUCUGGUGCUUUAUUUCGCGCAGUGGGAAAUAAUUUAUUGUACCUAGAGGAAACAUCUCAAUUCGAUUUUUUAUGAGAAAUCUACCGUUCGGUUCGGAGUAAUUUUUUUUCCUUUUCUCCUGACAUAAUUGGUUUUGCCAACCCUUACUUAAUUUACAUAGAAACAAUGAUUCCUCAGAUUUAUGUCUAGAGUAUGUGACAUGUGAAGUUUGUUAGUGUUACCAAGCUCUUGCCUAAAACAAUACGCCAUAGAUGUAGUUGUUGAUGUUGAAGAAUGAAUACUGUCAUUAGGUUAUGAUACUAAAGUUGUUUUUCGUUUGACAAGCGCCAUGAUUACAGUCCGACAAGAUAGUGUAGAAAUUAACGUGGCAAUAUUGUUGAGUCGUUUCGUUUUCUUACAUCUCGGAGUAAUUAACAAUCUUAGAUCGAUUUGAAAGGGAUGACACUACAGUAUUGCCACUUUUUAAUUUCUACUAUUUCUUGUCGGACUGUACUUUGGAACUCUAUUUAAAUAUAAGUAAUCAUGGUGUAAGCCCCAAUAGGGCCCGAAUUUAUAAAGCUCCAAGUUAGAAUUUUUCUCUAAAUUGCCAACAUUGAUGCCAUUCACUUUCGAAUAGUUUAACCGAUUCGUUGAAUGUUCCAUUUUCGAAAACUUUUGGCUGUGGCGCGGAACAAUAAUUUCAUGACACGGCAGCCGUGCCAUGCGCCAUAGAAUAUGAUGACACUCCUGCCGUAUCAUACGCCACACGUAAAAAACAUUGAUGACACGGCAGGCGUGUCAUCAGCCCCGAAUCAGCUAAAUGAUUGAAAAAUUGUAAUUUGUAACGAAAUAUAAUUUGGCCUAAACAUGACAGUAACAUAAUCGUAAUUUAUUUUACAAAAAAAAAGGAAAAAUUACUCAGAACAUAAGUUAAUGUAAUGUAAAAAAAGAAGCAGUUACUAUUGUGAUACUGACUUUUGUACAUAUUUAUUUUGUUAAUUACUAAGUAUUAUUGUAAAUAGAAAUAAAAAAGUAAAUCUA